Lampris incognitus (smalleye Pacific opah) is the source of this 3814-nucleotide messenger RNA. It is a transcript of the gene arhgap42b, whose product is annotated as rho GTPase-activating protein 42. The record is from RefSeq and is a predicted model, not a curated record. Gene Ontology annotation, biological process: signal transduction. Gene Ontology annotation, molecular function: GTPase activator activity; protein binding. The transcript is spliced from 25 exons. Lineage: Eukaryota; Metazoa; Chordata; Actinopteri; Lampriformes; Lampridae. Gene Ontology annotation, cellular component: cytoplasm. Bases 88 to 2763 code for a protein of 891 amino acids.
UGUAUUGCAGCGCCGGGACCGCGGGAUGAAAGCGGGGAGCCAGCGGAGCUGGAGAGCUUGAAGCGGACCGGGUAGUUCGGGAGAACCAUGGGGCUCCCCACGCUGGAGUUCAGCGACUCCUUCCUGGACAGUCCCGACUUCAGAGAGCGUCUCAAGUGUCACGAAAUCGAGUUGGAGCGCACGAACAAGUUCAUCAAAGAGCUCAUCAAAGAUGGAAACAUGCUCAUCACGGCGUUCAAGAACCUCUCUGCAGCAGUCCAGAAGUUUUCCCAGUCACUCCAGGAGUUCCAGUUUGAGUGCAUUGGCGAUGCAGAAACAGAUGAUGAGGUGAACAUUGCUCAGUCGUUCAAGGAGUUCUCCCAGCUUUUAAACACCGUUGAAGAAGAGAGGAGACGCUUGAUUCAGAAUGCUGAUGAUGUUUUGAUUACCCCCCUGGAAAAAUUUCGCAAGGAGCAAAUAGGUGCUGCAAAGGAGGGGAAGAAGAAGUUCGACAAAGAGACGGAGAAAUACUACUCCACACUGGAGAGACACCUCAACCUGUCGUCUAAAAAGAAAGAGGCCUUUCUCCAGGAGGCUGACACGCAGAUUGAUAAGGAGAGACAACUCUUUUAUGACGCCUCUCUCGAGUAUGUGUUCAAAAUACAGGAGGUGCAAGAGAAGAAGAAGUUCGAGUUCGUUGAGCCGCUGCUGGCCUUUCUCCAGGGCCUGUUUACAUUCUACCAUGAAGGCUACGAGCUGGCUCACGAGUUUGAGCCCUACAAACAGCAGCUCCAGUUCAACUUACAGAAUACACGUAACAACUUUGUAAGCACCAAGCAGGAAGUGGAGAAGCUCAUGAAACGGAUCAAAUCGGCAGACCAGGACUACAAACCUCCGGGCCAGUGGACGAUGGAGGGUUUCCUCUACGUCCAGGAGAAACGUCCUCUGGGAUGCACGUGGACACGCCACUACUGCACGUACGAGAAGGGCAGCAAAACCUUCACCAUGAGCAACAGUGAAAAUAAGUCCGCUAGCAAACAGAAUGGUCUGGUCAUGAGCCCGGCGGAGAUGUUUAAGCUCAAGUCCUGCAUUCGGAGGAAAACAGACUCCAUUGACAAGCGCUUCUGCUUUGAUAUUGAAGUAGUGGAAAGAAAUGACAUCUAUCGUGGAACUCUUUUCAGACCACUUCAAUUUUUCUGUAAAGUCCGGCAUGGCAUUGUGACACUACAGGCGCUGUCAGAGUCCAACAGAAGAUUGUGGCUGGAGGCGAUGGAUGGCAAGGAGCCGAUUUACAACCUCCCAGCCAUCCUGAGCAAGAAAGAAGAGACCUUUCUUAACGAUGCAGGUUUCAACUUUGUGAGGAAGUGCAUCAAGCUGGUGGAGACGAGAGGAAUCAACACAAUGGGACUUUACAGGAUCGGGGGGGUGAACUCCAAAGUGCAGAAGCUGAUGACCACUGUCUUUUCAUCCAAAGCUCCUGUAGAUAUGGACCUGGACCCGGAGACGUGGGACAACAAAACCAUCACCAGCGGCCUGAAGAAUUACCUCAGGUGUCUCUCUGAGCCACUAAUGACCUUCAGGCUCCACAAGGACUUCAUCAUGGCUGUCAAGUCAGAUGACCAGAACUACAGGGUGUGCGCCGUCCAUGCCUUGGUCCACAAGCUUCCUGAGAGAAACAAGGAGAUGCUGGAGCUCCUGAUAAAACACCUCGUCAUAGUUUCAACCCAAAGCCAGUUCAACCUGAUGACUGUGUCUAAUCUGGGCGUCAUCUUUGGGCCGACGCUGAUGCGGUCCCAGGAGGAGACUGUGGCAGCCAUGAUGAACAUCAAGUUCCAGAACAUUGUGGUCGAAAUACUCAUUGAGAACUUUGACAAGAUCUUCCACCAAGCGCCAGACCCCAACGUGCCACUGCCUCAGCCCCAGAGUCGGCCUGGCUCUCGCCGAAGUAGGGCCAUCUGUCUCUCCACUGGGCCCAGGAAGCCCCGUAGCAUCUACACCCCAACCCUCUGCCUGGCAGACGCAGAAAGCCCCUGCAUAGGUGACACUUUCAGCAGCAGUCCCGGCAGCACCCCCAUUGGCAGCAUGGAGUCCCUGUCCUCCCACUCCUCUGAGCAGAACAGCUCCUCCAGAACGGCUCCGCGGCGAACCCCCUCCCAGCUCUCCAAAGGACCCAAGCCCACCGUGUGCCUCAGCAGCCCGGAGUCCAGCUCCAGGGAACACACGGGACACACAGAUGGGGAAUCAGAGGACGCCCUGAGCCUGUCCUCAGUCAGCAGCAGUGCUGCCAGGCCGUCCCCGGCUCCCAAGAAAGCCCCUCACAGCCGCGCUGACCUCAGGCCAGCGCAGCUGAACCGCUCCACUACGCCCUCGCUGAAAUCACUGCAUAUCUCCGACGGCCGUAGGAGCUGCUUGGGAUCGGUCCAGAGUCUUUCGACACCGGAGCCCAAAGAGAGUCCAAAGCCUAUCGGCCACCCAGACCUCCCACCUAAACAAGUGGUCCGCCGCACGACGGACAGCACAUUCAGCAACGGCUACCAAAGACCGGGCUCAGUGGUUGCUGCGAGAGCGCUGCUGUUUGAGAACGCCUCUUCCCAGCAGUCUGCUGCAGGAGGAAGAGACGCUAAGGCAAUGUAUUCCUGUGAGGCAGAGCACAGCCAUGAGCUCAGCUUUCCACAGGGGGCGCACUUCUCAAAUGUCUACCCUUCUGUGGAACCGGGCUGGCUCCAAGCAACGUACGAGGGGAAAACCGGUUUAAUCCCGGAGAACUACGUCGUCUUCCUCUAACAGGCCGCUCACAAGGAGAAACUUUUUCAUGGUAUCCAUGGCAACAAUAUUGUGCGAUGUCACUGACUGUUGUGAAGUUCCUGUCACUGUAGGCAACAAACACGAAUUUUCUUCAUAGUGCUGAUUUGAAGUAGGAGGCCCAACAGUGCAACCAACGACUGUUGAUGCUUAGAGGUGUGAUUUUUUUUUAUCAAAACACAUUACUGCUGUCUGUACUUACUGUACUGAACAUUGCUUUGGCAUUUUAUAUAUAUAGCCUUUAUCGACAGAUUGAUAUCUGAUCUAUCUAAACCAAAAAAAAAAAGAGAUUAUCCGACUGCACUGAUUUUUUUUCUCACAUCUAGUAUUAAUGUACAGCAGAAUCAUAGAACAAUCACAUUCCAUAUUUCUAGCUUUAUUCUCAGAAAUAUUUAUGUCUCUUUUAUUCUCUUACCUCCCGUUCUAUUAACACCCACACAUUCAUCAAGUCGCUAGUGCAGAUCUUUAAAGUUUCAUCGACAGUUUUGUUCACAAUAAUAGUCAUGUCAUAAAAUAAGCUUUAAAAUUAGAAUACAGAUCUGCUAGAAAAGCAAGAGUAGCUCGCACCUUAACUUCCAUUUUUUGGCCAGUGAUCAUUGUUCCACAGCAGAACCUGUUCACUGACCCAGUAGACUUUCUGGCUGUCGUAUAUGGUACUGCUAAUGACUUUUUCUGUAGCUAUCAAUCAGAAAAUAUUUAUCUCUUAUCACUGUGCAUUACUAUAAAUUAUCACGUUAUAUUUUUAUUGUGAAACUUUUUUUUUUUUUUAUGCAACGGUGAAAAAUUCUGUGUGUACGAAACGGAGCCUUCAACUGCAAUGUCUAUUGUGUUACUGUUCUCACUGGUACACUGGCGUACUACAAAUGACAACGGACUGGACUGAAGUCAACCAAGCUAGACAUACAUCGAUCAGCCAAAACAUUAAAACCACCUGCCUAAUAUUGUGUAGGUUCCCCUCGUUCUGCCAAAACAGCUCUGACCCAUCGAGGCUUGGACUCCUCAAGACCUCUGAAGGUGUCCUCUGCUAUCUGGC